CAUUCAUUCAUUUCAUUUCUCCCGUGUACAACUCUGCUUCGUAUUCACUAAACUAAUUUUCUUGCAUUGCAUUUGCGAGUGGUUAGUGCGAUGGUUGUAUUUAUGUUGACGUAAAUAAAUUCAUAAUUAUAAACAUGCUAGUGUGUCGGUGCUAAUACUAAGUGAUAUACGGAUUUUGAUUUCUUUCGUGAUUUAUUAGAAUUAAAGUGUUAUUCAAAAUGAGUGCCAAGAAAGUUUUCGAUACAAAGAUUCACGAGGAUGAAAACACAGAUUCGGGUUUUCUGUCCGGGCCUCUGAGUGAACAGCUGGUGUCUGAAGAAUUUGACCCAGUAGAGGAGCCCAAAAAUGAAGCACCAAAGGAGAGUAGUGACAAAAAUGUGAUCAGUGAUACAGUGGACUUAGAUAGUGGUUUAGAUUUAUGUUUAUCGGAGCGUCUUUCAAGUGUGAAUUUAAGCGAUUCUACGCCAGUAGCCCAGCCGCCUCUAAUUAUAAUUGGAAACGAGAAGCCACAAGACAUCCCACCCCUCGCCAUAUUAUUUCAACAGGAUGAUGACGGAGACACACAACUCCACAUUGCUGCAGUCCAUGGCUGUGAGAAAUCAGUGGGCACACUCAUCAGGGUGUGUCCAGACAAAGCGUGGCUCGACAUCCCCAACGACUAUGGUCACACGGCCCUGCAUCUAGCAGUGCUAGCUGGUCAUGCGGUUGUUACGAGGAUGCUCGUACGAGCUGGCGCCGCACUGGGCAUUAGAGACCACACGGGCAGCACGCCGUUCCACUUAGCAGUAGAGAGAAAUAACCCGGACUGCCUCCAAGCAUUACUCGGCCGCAGUUCAGAAAUCCCACCUAGAAAAUUAUCCACAAUAUUGGACCAGAAGAAUUACAGAGGCCAGACUUGCGUGCACUUGGCAGCUUCCGCUGGUCACGUGAAGUUAAUACAAAUGCUAGUCUACUACGGCGCUGAUAUUAACGCUAUGGAAGGGCUAGCGGGCUGGACGCCGCUGCACAUCGCGGCGCAGCGCGGCGACGCGCCGCUAGUGAAGCACCUGCUGGAGCGGUGUCCCGGCGUGUCGCGGGACGCGCGCGACUACGCGGGCCGCACCGCGCGCCGCGUCGCGCGCCGCGCCGCCGCCGACCUGCUGCGCCGCGACGCAGACGACGACAGUGACAGCGAGGAUGACAUGUACGACAGCGACGGUGAUGUCGAGAGCUUUUUCAUAUCAAACUUCUGUCAGAGCCAGAUGAGCCCGAUCAACGUGGCCUGAACAAACAGACAAGCACGCGAACAACAGUACUACGUGGCAUUCAUAAACGUUUAGCGAUACAAUUAUAAAAACAAGCUAACAACCAACCAAAUGGCGUUAUAAUGACGUGAAACAUAUCGACAAAUAGCAGCGAGGUAUUCGUUUCGCGCGCUCUGAUAAAAUAUUGCUGUUUUUUUUUUUUUAAUAUGGCGCGCUAACACCAAGUAUAGACGAUGUUAAAAUACAUUUGUGAAGUUAUUUAGUGUGGUUUUAAUAGAUUAAUUUCUCAGAAUUGUUACACUCAUGCCUAACUUCACACUGUACAAAUAAUGUAAUAGCUUUAAUUAUAUGUACGCUUGAGAAGUUCACUCCAAACGUAUUUAAGGAAAAUGUGAAUGGUGUUUAAGAGAUACAGGGGUCAAUUUAAACAGAUAACUAUGAAAGCUAUACAAAUACGCUCCUAAUUAUCGUAAUAUUUGAUUGGACAAUGUAUUUUAUAUUUUAUACUCAAAUAUAAAUAAUAAUAUAACGGUCACAUUAAUUCUGAUUCCUAAUUCAAAUUGCGCGCCCAAAUAAUAAAUGAAAAUCGUUUAUGAAUCGGCCAUGUAUAUGUUGUUGUAUUUCAUAGCAGUUUACAAAGUAUAAUGAAAAAUAUCACUUGACCAAAAAUAUUCCUUAUUUUGUAGUGUUUUAAAUUUUUAAGUGCAUAUUUUGUAAAUUACUAUGAGAGCAAAUAAGGAAUUGUAAAAUUUACACUUGAACAUUUGUUUUAAAAACAUUUCAGACUAAAUAAAUGAAAUAAUGUUACCAUGAUAUUAUUUAUUGGAUGUUCUUAAAAUUAUACAAACAUGGUAAUAUUAUUUUAUUUAUGUCAAAGUGUAUCGGCAUGCCGACACUCGUCAAACGAAUUGUGUAAUUUAACGGUGUGGUAGCCGUAAAGGGCUUAAAGACUAAACCGAUUCUGAUGUAAUUGAAGAGAAGUUAGGUUAGAGUAUUGUCAGCGAUAAUAUUGAUGCCUAACUAACAAAUCUGUCUACAAAAUGUCUAGACUUGACCGAUGCCAUUAUGAGGUCAUACUAUAGCAGUAGUCUUCCUAUAUUUAUAGUUAUGUAUGUUAUGACUGUUAUUAAACUAUGUUAUUUAUGUAUUUGUUUUUAUUUUAUAUGUAUGUACUGUCUAUACCGUGAUGAUACUUAUCUUUUCUUUAUUCGGCAAAUUUUAUCGUCAUUUGUUAUUAUUUUAAAAUGUUUGACAAAGCAUUGCGUUUUGAGUCGUUGAGAAUGUUUGAUGGAUCUAUUUAGAUACUGGGUUCUAUUAUGAUUUUUGGAAAAAUAAUUAUUUUGACACUAAAAGUAAUUUAGUAAUAUUUUGAAGAGAUUAAAGUAUAAUAGAGACAGUUUUGAACAGCAGAAACUGCCUUCAUAAAGUUUGCAUUUAAACAAGAGAUAUUUCACUUCGCCCCAACUUUCAAGGGAAAGCAGUGGCUGAGGUUUUAUAAUCUCUACGAAAAAAA
Messenger RNA from Zerene cesonia (dogface butterfly), 2757 nucleotides. RefSeq names its product NF-kappa-B inhibitor cactus-like. The record is from RefSeq and is a predicted model, not a curated record. Gene Ontology annotation, molecular function: protein binding. The transcript has 6 exons. NCBI's taxonomy places the organism in Eukaryota, Metazoa, Arthropoda, Insecta, Lepidoptera, Pieridae. Bases 219 to 1265 code for a protein of 348 amino acids.